AUGAAUCAGAAACGACAUAUUAUUGGAGCACAAGCGAGAAAGCGUGUAAUUGAUAAAAAAGAAAAAGAAGUGAUUUUACUUAGUAAAAUACCGACGUUAAAUAAUUUUUUGAAACAAAUAAAUAACAUUACCCCUAGUUGUGUUGAAGAUAAUAAACUAGAAACUUCAAAUGAUAUAACUAUUACUAAUAAUUGUUCUACUACUUCUACUUCUAUUCAAUGUACUGCGUCUUCUUCAGAUCAAUCAGUUGUUGAUAUAAAUGAGGAAUCAGAAAAAUCUGAGCUAAAUGUCAUUCCUAAUCCUCUUAUUACGCAGAAUAAUACAAAUAAUUUUAAAGAUCCAGCAGAUUGGACAAAUAGUAAUAUAUGUCUAAAUCAAUCUACGAAAAAUCGAAAAAACGGAGAAAAUGUUUCACGGAAAUGGCUUGUUUAUUCAAUUUCAAAAUUUAUAUUAUUUUGUGCUCCAUGCAAAUUAUUUGGAUGCAGUACUCAACUGGGAGAUGCUGGAUUUAAUGAUUGGAAAAAUGGACAUUUAGUUAUUUCCAGGCACGAAAAUUCUUUGGCACAUAAAAAUAAUACAUUAAGUUUUAUUACAUUACAAAGUGAUGUAGGUAGAAUUGACACUCAAUUGGCAACACAAGUGACUGAUGAAAUGAAUUACUGGAAAGCUGUUCUUCAUCGAGUUGUUGAAGUAAUUAAAUUUCUCGGUGGAAAAAGUUUAUCAUUCAGAGGUGAUAAUGAACAAUUUAACAAAAUUAACAAUGGGAACUUUUUGGGAACGUUAGAGUUACUUGCUAAAUUUGACCCUUUUAUUGCUCAACAUAUAGAAAAAUAUGGGAAUAGAGGGAAAGGAACUCCGUCUUAUUUAUCAUCCACAAUCUAUGAAGAACUUUUACUUUUGAUGAAGAAUGAUAUAAUUAAAAUUAUAUUAAAAGAAUUAAAAGCAGCCAAGUAUUAUUCUUUAAUUGUUGAUUCUACACCUGAUAUAGCAAACGUCGAUCAACUUGUUAUUGCAUUAAGAUAUGUUUUACCUAGGGUGUACCUGCAGAAAGAUUUUUAA
Molecule: messenger RNA, 1059 nt
Organism: Acyrthosiphon pisum (pea aphid)
Lineage: Eukaryota; Metazoa; Arthropoda; Insecta; Hemiptera; Aphididae
Product: zinc finger MYM-type protein 5-like
Exons: 2
Coding region: 1-1059 (352 amino acids)
Source: RefSeq, a predicted model, not a curated record